This is a messenger RNA of Panthera uncia (snow leopard), 2875 nucleotides long. It is a transcript of the gene VNN1, whose product is annotated as vanin 1. Gene Ontology annotation, molecular function: hydrolase activity, acting on carbon-nitrogen (but not peptide) bonds, in linear amides. The record is from RefSeq and is a predicted model, not a curated record. The transcript has 9 exons. The coding region runs from base 961 to 2517 and encodes 518 amino acids. NCBI's taxonomy places the organism in Eukaryota, Metazoa, Chordata, Mammalia, Carnivora, Felidae.
CUCUCUCUCUCUCUCUCUCUCAAAGUAAAUAAAUAAACUUAGGGGCGCCUGGGUGGCUCAGUCAGUUGAGCGGCCGACUUCAGCUCAAGUCAUGAUCUCACAGCCUGUAAGUUUGAGCCCCGCAUCGGGCUCUGUGCUGACAGCUCAGAGCCUGAAUCCUGCUUCAGAUCUGUGUCUCCCUCUCUCUCUGCCCCUAACCCACUCACAUUCUGUCUCUGUCUCUCUCAAAAGUAGAUAAAAAUUAAAAAAAUUUUUUUUAAAUAAAUAAACUUAAAAAAAAUAAGUUUUGUUCAGACCAAGGGCAGGCCACUCCAAAGUGUGCCACUUUGGCAUAUUAUUUUAAAUAAAAAUUACUUAAGAAACAGCCAAUGCAAAAAGAACAGUCUGACUCCUCCUUGUCGUGAGAAAACAAGAGGGCAAAUCUCUUGUGUAAAAAGGUAGUCUCUCUGUGCCUGGAGGUAAAUAGAUUCUUAUCACCAGAGAUAGGACAUUUAGAACCAAAAAGGCUAUUACUUUUUAUUUAAUUUACUACCGUAGUCCCUAAAUUCUGUUUAGAAUUCCUGACUCAUUGAAGUUUCCAAAGUUAUGUUUCUUUGUCCUGUCAAUUCCUCACCACAGAUUUACUUCCCCUUUGUCUAAAAAGUUGAGAAACUGUCUGCCUUGGUAAUUUCUUUAGGACUCAAUUUCAUUAUUGGGACUCUGUGUGCACGUAUUAAAGCUUUGGCUCCCCCCCCUCCACCCCUCCCCGUUAAUCUGUCUCAUGUUCAUUUAAUUCUUAGACCAGCUGGAAAUCUUUGAAAGCAGAGGAAGUUGUUCCUCCCCUAUGGUUGGCGUGGCCAGCUGGAUCAACUUCCGCUGGAUAUUUGCUCUGAAGAUUCUGCAGCUUUGAGGUCUUGGGAGAUCUGACGUACAGCCGGCAGAAGGACUUGCUCUGUUUAUCAGCAGUCAUUGGACUUCAGCAUGAUUACUCCCCAGUUGCUGGCUUAUGUGGCAAUUUCAGUUUCCUGUAUCUUAAAAGUCAGCUCCCUGGAUACCUUCAUUGCAGCUGUUUAUGAACACGCCGUGAUAUUGCCUAAUACCACCCUAAUACCAGUGUCCCGUGAAGAGGCAUUGGCGUUAAUGAACCGAAAUCUGGAUCUUUUGGAAGGAGCGAUCACUUCAGCAGCAAAACAGGGUGCACAUAUUAUUGUGACUCCAGAAGAUGGUAUCUAUGGCUGGAAUUUUAACAGAGAAACUAUCUAUCCAUACUUGGAGGAUAUCCCAGACCCUCGAGUGAACUGGAUCCCUUGUAAUUAUCCCAACAGGUUUGGCCACACCCCAGUGCAAGAAAGACUCAGCUGCCUGGCCAAGCACAACUCUAUCUACGUAGUGGCAAAUAUUGGGGACAAGAAGCCAUGCAAUGCCAGUGACCCUCAGUGUCCCCCCGAUGGCCGUUACCAGUACAACACUGAUGUGGUGUUUGAUUCUCAAGGAAAACUGGUGGCACGCUACCAUAAGUACAACCUUUUCAUGGGCGAGAAUCAAUUCAAUGUACCAAAGAAGCCUGAGGUUGUGACUUUCGACACCAUCUUUGGAAGAUUUGGCAUUUUCACAUGCUUCGAUAUACUUUUCCAUGAUCCCGCUGUUACUCUGGUGAAAGAUUUCCAUGUGGAUACCAUAGUUUUCCCAACAGCGUGGAUGAACGUCUUGCCACAUUUAUCAGCUAUUGAAUUCCACUCGGCGUGGGCAGUGGGCAUGGGGGUUAACUUCCUUGCAGCCAACAUACACCACCCCCACAAGAGGAUGACAGGAAGCGGCAUCUAUGCACCUGACUCUCCAAGAGCAUUUCAUUAUGACAUGAAGACAAAGGAGGGAAAACUCCUCAUCUCACGACUGAAUUCUUCUUCAUACGACCCUGGAGUGGUAAAUUGGGCUUCUUAUGCCAGUAGUAUAAAAGCAUUCUCCACAGAAAAUCAGGAAUUUAAAAGUACUGUGUUUUUUGAUGAAUUCACCUUCUUGGAGCUCACAAGAGUCACAGGAAAUUACACAGUUUGUCAGAAAGAACUCUGCUGCCAUCUGAGCUACAAGAUGUCUGAGAAGAAACCAGAUGAAGUUUAUGCCCUAGGGGCAUUUGAUGGACUACAUAUUGUCGAAGGGAGUUAUUAUCUACAGAUUUGUACCCUGCUGAAGUGUAAAACACCAGACUUACGCACUUGUGGUGAUGCGGUUGAAUCUGCUUCCACCAGGUUUGAAAUGUUUUCCCUCAGUGGCACUUUUGGAACCCAAUAUGUCUUCCCUGAGGUGUUGCUGAGUGACAGUCAGCUUGCACCUGGGGAAUUUCAGGUGUUAAGUGAUGGACGCUUGUUUAGCGUGAAGCCGCCAUCUGGACCUGUCUUGACCGUAACUCUGUUUGGGAGGUUGUAUGAGAAGGACUGGAUAUUAAAGGCUUCAUCCGACCUCAGGGCACAAGCACCGGGAGUAAUGCUCGUAGUUAUAGCACUGACUGUGUGCUCAUUCAGUUGGUCUCCUAUAGGUUGAAUUAUGUCCCCCCUCAAAUUCACAAAUUGAAGUCUGAAUUCCAUACCUCAGAAUGUGAUUGCAUUUGAAGAUAAAGUCUUUUAAGAGGUAAAAUGAUGGCAUUAGGGUGGGACCUAAUCCAAUAUGACUGGUAUUCUUAUAAGAAGAGAAGAUUAGGACAUAGACACUAUGGAAACUAUGUGAAACUAUGUGAAGACACAAAGGAAGAUGGCCAUCUACAAGCCAAGGAGAAAGGCCCUCAGAAGAAAUCAACCCUGUUGACAGUUUGAUUUGGAUUUCUGGCCUCCCGAAUCUUGAGAAAAUAAAUUUCUGUUGUUUAAACUAAUCCGUGGUACUUUAUAAUGGCAGCCCUAGAAAA